AUGUCGGACUCUUCCAUCAGAGAAACCAUCGAAUUCGAUGAUAGCACUCCUAGCUUGACCGAGCAUGACCAUACUCCCAGUCCCGGCGACGAUGACGAUGAUUCCUUCCGCGAAGAUUUCGAUCACGCCGAUUCCAGCAGCCUGAGUACCUCCGAAGAUGAAGCCAACGAGUCCCUUCCAGCCGAGUCCGAUUCCCGCAACCUCGCCGAAGAAAACCAUGGUUCCCCUUCGCCCAAGAAAGACGCCCAAAAAGCUGUCAUCGCAGCCGCCCGGGCUCAGAAUACCGAUCUGGACAAGAUGGUGAAGCAGCAUGAUCACGAAAUUGGCAACCUGAUGGACGAGUUCUGCGACCAUGUCUCUAGCCAUGAAAAGACGUCCAAGGCAGAGUCGGAAAAGCACAUCGCAUUCCAAAACGAUGUCGGCGACCGAUUCGCCAGCCUGGAGCAGAGCGUUGUCGACCGUAUUCUUCUGUUGGGGAAGAUUACCAGCAGCCGAAUGACUCGUCUUGAGAAGAUCAUCAAUGCGAGGUUUGCUUCUCCGGAACAGAGCAUGAAUUACCGAUUUGCCGAGCUUGAGGAGCGCAUCGAUUAG
Molecule: messenger RNA, 591 nt
Organism: Fusarium falciforme
Lineage: Eukaryota; Fungi; Ascomycota; Sordariomycetes; Hypocreales; Nectriaceae
Exons: 3
Coding region: 1-591 (196 amino acids)
Source: RefSeq, a predicted model, not a curated record